This is a messenger RNA of Zophobas morio, 1823 nucleotides long. RefSeq lists its product as uncharacterized. The record is from RefSeq and is a predicted model, not a curated record. The transcript is spliced from 3 exons. Lineage: Eukaryota; Metazoa; Arthropoda; Insecta; Coleoptera; Tenebrionidae. Bases 475 to 1068 code for a protein of 197 amino acids.
AAUAAUCCCGAUACAAUUUAUAUAAAUCAAUCGGCGCUUUGUUAUCAAACAGAACAAAAUAACUGCAAUCUAGAGAUAAUCUACCGAAACACCUGAAUCGCAAAAACAUAAAACACCAGAGGCCGUUACCACUAAUCAAUGAGAGCAUUUACGGAAUCAUAAAAUAUUAAAGAAGCAGCAGCUUUCCCACAUCAAUAAUAAACAAAACCUUCUCUUCAUAAAUAAAAACUUCGACAUUUCGACAUAAUUCCAAUCGAUACAUCGAGCAACAGGCUAAUUUUCCAUCACAGUCGCCACUUCACUCCACAAUAACGUACGAAAACCUUAUCUUAUCUCAGAAAAUUGUGAUAAAACCAGCUACGUGUAUGUAAAUCAAUCCAUUACGCAAACAUUGCAGCAGACUGUCGGCGAGCAGCAGAGCAUCGUCCAUGACUUACCUUGAGAUGCUACAAGCCUAGAGUAACGAAGAAUGCAAUGUCGAAGGACAAGGAUACCCUCCAGGUGCCGGUGCCAGACAUCAGCGACGAAUCGCGGGACCACAGCUACAGACAUAGCUUACAGCCGAAAGGGGUGGCUGAAGGACCGAUCUUGAGACACACGCGCUCGCACAACUAUGGAGCGAAAAAGAAAAAAGUGAAAGUGCCACCCAUUCCUGAAGUGGAAAGUGAAAUUAAAGUGGAGGUGAUUAACGAACAGGUGAAGGCUGGGAAGAAGGAGAGGAGACAUAGGGAUAGCAGAGGCUCGCGGAAGAGCAGCCAAGCGAGCAGUAGGUUAGGGAUCGACAAUGUGGCUUUCGAACUUGAAGACGGGACGAAGAUUUCCAGGGGAAAUAGUGCCGCGAGCAGUGUGAGGUCGUCGAUGAGGGAUCCCAGUGUGCAGAGUUUAACAGUGGUUCGUGAACAGUAUUGGUGUUGUGGAAAAUGGACUCCUUUCGAGAGAGCGCUUUUAGCAGCAAUUGGUGUUUUGGCAGUUAUUAUAAUCAUUCUAAUAACAGUUGUUGCCGUAAUGGCUACAAAAACUGGUGACAAAAAUGGUGCCAAAAGUUUAUUUUUUCCGUACUUUAAUUAAAGUAAUUAGUAACAAAGUGUUUUGUAAGUAAAGUGCCAAUGAGUUUGCGCGUUGUCUGGGUUGUGCAACCAAAACAUAAAGAAAUAUUUUUUACUCAAAUACGUAGUUAUACAUGAAAGAUUAAAGAUUAAAGAAUUUGUUUAACGAAAUGGAUAAUAAUAAUCUACGGUCCAGUUACUAUCCUUAGAUGAAUGAAAUACUUAUAUCAUAUCUGUUAUGUAGUUUAGUCUUCCAGCAUUGUAAUUUUCAAGUAGGUAACUUGUAUGAAGGAAAGUGGUGCUUUGUAAAAAAAAAAACAGAAUCUGUGAUUCAGAUUACUGCAAUACAUUAAUACCGUAAUUUAGAUAAUGUUUACAAACAGUUACGAAUUAUCUAGUAAGUAUAUAAUUACACAUACUAAAUAUAUUUGAAAAAAUAAAUAGGCGUUGAAAGAAUGUUGAAAUAUUUACACGAAUAUAGUGUUGAAAUUUUUUUACAAUUACUACUGAUGGAUAGUGAUAAAAACGACGUAUUUAUGAAUAACAGAAAAUUGUUCAUAAAUGGGUAAGUCUCAUGAAUGUGGAUAAACAAAUUUCUUAUCUAUUGUAAUUUAGUAUACGAAAAGUAUACUAUACUUAACUAAUAAUAAAACUUUUUCCUUGUUGGACAUCUUUAGAUAUCGCGUUACCAUAUAAAUAAUGUAAACAGUAUUAUAUUGUAAUUUACACAAGUAUUUGUAUAUGUUAAUGAAAUUUUAAUAAAACGGUGUUAAUAAA